Messenger RNA from Pseudomassariella vexata, 1569 nucleotides. RefSeq lists its product as uncharacterized. Gene Ontology annotation, biological process: carbohydrate metabolic process. The coding region runs from base 1 to 1569 and encodes 522 amino acids. The transcript is spliced from 4 exons. Lineage: Eukaryota; Fungi; Ascomycota; Sordariomycetes; Amphisphaeriales; Pseudomassariaceae. The record is from RefSeq and is a predicted model, not a curated record.
AUGCUGCAGAGUGUUACCCGAUUGAUCGCCGCGGUGGCUGUUGUAUCAUUAUUGCCCUUGUCACUGACCGAUCCCGCUUCGGACUGCCCGAACUACGGCGAUUUCUCCCAACAGCACCAUGAACCGUUUUCCUCAGGAGCAUGGCGUCUCAGUUCCCAACGCCCCGAGUCGCGCUGUCGAACUUUCAAUUCGACCAUCGUCGAGGACGAGAUCAGACGAAUGGAGAAAACCAUCAACGACCCGGAUCUGUUCCGGUUGUUUGAGAAUACGUUCCCAAAUACGCUCGAUACGGCAAUCAAAUGGCGGGGCGUGGCAGCGAAUAAUUCUAACGAGGAGUUGACCUUUGUGAUAACAGGAGAUAUAAACGCCAUGUGGAUACGCGACUCAGCAAACCAAAUCGCGCCAUACCGGUACCCAAUUCUGCAAAACGCAGAGGACGAUAUUGCGUCCGUCUUCCGCGGCGUGAUUAAUCUGCAGGCUCGGUAUUUGGUUAUAUCUCCUUAUUGCAAUUCUUUCCAGCCCCCGCCAGAGAGCGGUAUCCAGCCAGAGUACAAUGGCGGGCAAUACAAUGUCAUUCCCGCGUACGAACAGAACGUGGUGUUUACCUGUAAUUUCGAGUUGGACGACUUUGGCGCCUUCUUACAGAUUUCUCAUGAUUACUACAACUCGACAGGAGAUUUGGCGUUCUUUGGGAAGUUUCAGUGGAUUUACGCUGUACAGUCCAUCAUGGGUGCGUCGCGAGCUAUGCAGGAGCCGACUUACGAUGAUGAUGGACGUUGGGUUAGGCCGGCUUAUACCUUUCAAUCGCUAACCAUGACUUCCUCCGGGACUCUAUCAAACAACGGCAUCGGCAACCCGGUGAAUCGAACAGGUCUCGUGAGAUCACCCUUUCGCCCCAGCGAUGAUUCUGCCACUUACGACUUCCUCAUACCCGCCAACAUGAUGCUCUCACGGUAUCUCGAAUCUAACGCAAACAUCAUGGACCAACUUCCGAGCGCCCCGAAAGGUCUUGCAGACGAAAUGCGCGACAUGGCCGCCGAAAUUCGUGCCGCGAUCCAGAACUGGGGUAUCGUCAGGGCACCCAACGGCAAGAUGAUCUACGCUUAUGAGGUGGACGGCUACGGAGGGCAGAACCUCAUGGACGAUGCCAAUGUGCCCUCGCUGCUAUCGGCGCCGUUUCUGGGGUAUAGCAACAGGGAGGAUGAGGUGUACCAGAACACGAGGAAAUUUGUGCUCAGUCGAGGUAAUCCGUUUUGGUGCUCUGGGCCCGUAAUUAACGCGGUGGGGUCCCCGCAUAUCAGACCUGGGGCGGCUUGGCCGAUGGCGAGUAUCAUGAGGGUUAUAACGAGUGAUGAUGAUCAGGAGAUUCUUUCGAAUAUUAAAGCGGUACUGAUGAGUACGGAUGGGCUGGGGUUGGUUCAUGAGAGUGUGGAUAGCUAUGAUGCUAGCACAUGGACGAGGCAAUGGUUCACUUGGGCGAAUGGGCUUUUUGCCCAGAUGAUUCUCGAUCUGAAUCAAAGGAAGCCGGCGCUUUUGAAAGAGAGCUUUCAGCCAACAUUCGUAGAUUGA